CCAAAUUCAUUCACUCAAUAUGGCAAUGGGUCUUCUCCAUCUCCCUCUUCCUUCUCCCUUAUCAUCUUUUACAACCACACAACCGCUUCCUUCUCAUUCUAACUUAUGUAUACUCUCUCGAAUGGUUACACGACCGACCACCGUUGCUAAAGAAGUUUAUGAUGAGUCUAUUGUUCGACGAUCUGCAAAUUACCAACCUCCCAUUUGGAAGCACGAGUUUGUUCAAUCAUUGACAAGUGAAUUCAUGGAAGAGACGUGUUUAAAUAGGAGGGAUAUUCUAAAAGAAAGAGUGAAAAUGAUGGUGACUGAAGAAUUGGUUGGAGAUCCUUUGAGACAAUUGGAGGUGGUGGAUGAAUUGCAAAGGCUUGGAUUGUCAUAUCACUUUGAAAAGGAAAUAAAUGAAAUAUUAGAGAUUAUUAUGAAUGAUAGAUUACAUGGUGAAAAGAAUUAUAAUAUGGAGUGGAAGAAGAACAAUUUAUAUGCCACAGCUCUUCAAUUUAGGAUUCUAAGACAACAUGGCUAUCACGUCCCUCAAGAGGUCUUCAACGAGUUUAAGGAGGAGAUGGAAACUUGUAGUAUAUGUACUGUUUGUGAAGAGCGAGCUAAAGGAAUGUUAUCAUUGUACGAAGCUUCAUUUUUAGCAAUGGAAGGUGAAAAUUAUUUGGAUGAAGCAAGAAACUUCGCCCUCAAAUAUCUUUGCAAUUACCUCAAAUCAAAUAGCAAUGGAAUUUUUUCGAUCAUGGUAAGACAUGCUUUGGAACUCCCGAUUCAUUGGAGGAUGCAGAGAUUGGAGGCCAGAUGGUUCAUCGAUGUUUAUGAAAGAAAACCAGAUUCAAGUCUCAUGUUGUUGGAGUUGGCCAAGUUAGAUUUCAAUAUUCUUCAAUCCACGCACCAGGCCGAGCUAAAACAUGUGUCCAGGUGGUGGAAGAGCACAGGACUGGGAGAAAAACUUGGUUUUGCAAGGGACAGACUGAUGCCAAAUUUCUUGUGGUCUGUGGGAAUGAGUACUAGUGAGCUUCACCUCGGAUACUUCAGAAGAAUGACCACCAAGAUUGCUUCUUUAAUAACAAUAAUUGAUGAUGUUUAUGAUGUUUAUGCAACUUUGGACGAACUUGAGCUCUUCACCGAUGCAAUUGAGAGAUGGGAUAUUGCUGCAAUACAUCAAUUACCAGAUUACAUGAAAAUAUGUUUCAUUGCUCUCCAUAACACCAUCAACGAUAUGGCUUUCGAUGCUCUCAAAGAACAAGGAGUCAACGUCAUUCAAUAUUUAAGAAAAGUGUGGGUAGAUUUAUGCAAAACAUUUUUGAUUGAGGCAAAGUGGUACUACACCGAUUGUAAACCAACGUUGGAAGAGUAUUUAGAAAAUGCUUGGAUUUCAGUAUCGGGACCUCUUCUUCUAGUUCACGCUUAUGUUUUUGUCACAAAGUCAAUAACAAAGGAGGAUUUGGAAGGCUUGGAAGACUAUCCUGAUAUUAUUCGAUAUUCGUCCAUGAUUUUUCGCCUUUCCAAUGACUUGGCUUCAUCAUCGGAUGAAGCAAAGAGAGGUGAGGUUGCAAAAUCACUCCAAUGUUACAUGAACGACACGGGUGCCUCCGAACAUGAAGCACGGACGCAUAUAAAAGGUUUGAUUAUCGAAUCAUGGAAGAGAAUGAACCGAUUACACAGUUCGAAUUCUUCAUCAUACUUUUCUCAAACUUUCUUUGAAAUUGCCUCAAAUCUUGCGAGAAUUGCUCACACAGUAUACCAACAUAGAGACGGGCACACUGUUGAAGAUCAUGAAAGCAAAGAUCGUGUGUUAUCCUUAUUCAUCAAUCCUAUUUAGAUUCAUAUGUAGAUUUUAAUUAAAUAUUAUUUACUGUUGGUGAAUGUUCAUUUAUGAGAUCUGCGCAUAUAAAUAAACAAUUACGAACAACUAUUAAAUGCUCUAAAUGUCAAAGGAGUGAGGAAAAAUACUAUUGAUAACUAGGAAAAUAAUUUUAGAAA
This is a messenger RNA of Momordica charantia (bitter melon), 1983 nucleotides long. Its product is annotated as terpene synthase 10. Gene Ontology annotation, biological process: diterpenoid biosynthetic process. The record is from RefSeq and is a predicted model, not a curated record. Gene Ontology annotation, molecular function: terpene synthase activity; magnesium ion binding. Lineage: Eukaryota; Viridiplantae; Streptophyta; Magnoliopsida; Cucurbitales; Cucurbitaceae.